Messenger RNA from Arxiozyma heterogenica, 564 nucleotides. RefSeq names its product Arc18p (gene ARC18). Gene Ontology annotation, biological process: Arp2/3 complex-mediated actin nucleation; regulation of actin filament polymerization. Gene Ontology annotation, cellular component: cytoskeleton; Arp2/3 protein complex. NCBI's taxonomy places the organism in Eukaryota, Fungi, Ascomycota, Saccharomycetes, Saccharomycetales, Saccharomycetaceae. Gene Ontology annotation, molecular function: actin filament binding. The coding region runs from base 1 to 564 and encodes 187 amino acids. The transcript has 2 exons. The record is from RefSeq and is a predicted model, not a curated record.
AUGCCAGCUUACCAUUCAACAUUUCCAUACGAUCCAAAUACAGACCGUUUGAUCGGUAAUUUUGUUAUUAUGCCAAUCAAAACCAAAUUCCGUGGUCCUUCAUAUCCAUGCAACUCGGAUUACGACAUAAUCGAUGAAUGUCUCGACCUUUUCCGUCCAAACUCCUUUUUCAAGAACUUCGAGAUUAAAACACCAAGUGACAGACUGUUGAUCUACGGAAUCCUUUUCAUCAAUCAAUGCCUAGCAACUAUCCAACCACACAUGUCCUAUAACGAUGCAGUUAAAGCUUUGGUAAAUCUUUCAUUGAACCAUUUUGUCUUACCCGGCACGCCCGGCUUCCCACUGAAUUCAACCUACCAGGUCCCUAUCGAAGAUCCGCAACAGAUGGCCCUUUUGAAAUCUUAUCUAGCUCAGUUCCGUCAAGAACUCGCCAUGAGAUUAAUCGAACGUGUUUACACUGACCCUAAAUUGGGUGUAGAAGCAGAACAGGACAAGACAAAGAAUUCACCAAGCAAAUAUUGGCUAUCUUUCACAAAGAGAAAAUUCAUGAAUAAAUCCUUAUGA